AUGGAACUUGAGCACCGUGCUUAUUUGGCUAUUCAAACACUCAACAUGCAUUUUCAACUUGCAGGAGAAAAGAGAAUGUUGCAGUUAAAUGAAUUAAAAGAGAUGCGCUUAUUCUCUUAUGAAAAUGCCAAACUUUACAAGGAGAAAACAAAAAGGUGGCAUGACAAGCAUAUUCAGCCAAGGGUGUUCGAAGAAGGCAAGCUCAAGACAAGAUGGUCGGGCCCAUUCUUGGUGGUUAAGGUGUAUCCUUAUGGAGCAGUGGAAUUGCAUGAAGAAGGCUCCGGAAGGGAAUUCAAGGUUAAUGGCCAAAGGAUCAAGCAUUAUUGGGGAGGUGAGGUUGAGCGAAACAAGUGCUUAAUCUCUUUGGAUGAUCCUUGA
Humulus lupulus (European hop) is the source of this 378-nucleotide messenger RNA. RefSeq lists its product as uncharacterized. The record is from RefSeq and is a predicted model, not a curated record. NCBI's taxonomy places the organism in Eukaryota, Viridiplantae, Streptophyta, Magnoliopsida, Rosales, Cannabaceae. The coding region runs from base 1 to 378 and encodes 125 amino acids. The transcript has 2 exons.